ACGCGUCCCACAGUUUGCGAACCACUGGCCUAUGAAAAGGUGGCUCGACAGAUAAAUGUAGUAAUAGUGGACGGUUGGUCUGGGUAGUGUGACUAGAAUCUUAUCAUUUUUUUCCAUUGGGCGGCAGUACGUCUAUCUUUAAACUUGAGAACUGCUUUGCCUACCGGUCCACAUAGUGACUGCGGUCUAGCGAGGGCAGGGGAAUGAAUCUGGUGUCUGGAAAUGCCCCACUAAAUGCAAAUUAACUGCAAGGCAAAUAGUAUUCAGACAUGUAUUUAUAGUUUCAUAUUUGGACUGUAUGCACAUCUGUUUUCUCCAUCCACGGAAUUUUUCCCCCGGUGCGUCUGUUGGUGCACGAAGACUCUGCGCGGGCUCUUGGACUUGAAGGACGGAUCCAUCAAACUCGGAUUGUGAGUGUUCGCAUAGCGGUACGCUGAAGGAAAACCUAAUCGGAUGUGGUAUUACAGAAUACUUGUGAAAUAUAGCCUACAUUAUAGAUAGCUCUCUGCCGUUCUGCAGCCUGGGAGGACCGCACGUUUGGGGGUGGGAAAUUGUGUGUUUCGCAGCGGAGAGGUUUGUGGGACUAUGUAUAACCAAGGAUCGGCAGUCUGGAAUGUUUGAUUUUCUCCUUCAUUAUGUCAACCUUUUUCUCCUAUCAUAUUAGAUUUCCCCACCGCCGCGGGUCUUAAUGUUAUUUUCAAAUUGACCAUCUGCACCUUUUUUAUUCGGCACUGAAAAAAGCAGAUGAUAUGCAUAUGUUCUUUGGAUUAGACCCCGCUGUGGACAAUUUGGCUUAUUAGGCAUAUUGUUCAACGACAUUUGUAUAAGGAGACGAGGCGUGUUAUUAGCAUUACCCUACACCGGCAUUGUGAUGGUGAGCUUUUAUGAUCGGAACUGACAGCGGAAUAGGAUCAUUUUGGAAACUGCUUGUGGGACACUUGGCCAGGUGAAAAAUGAAAGCUCCCAUCACACUCCAGAUUCUUCUCUAUGCUGCAGUGGUUCGAGGUUUCAAAACAGUGUCCAAGAGAGGCUCAGUGGACGACUGCACGGAUUGGUCAGUGGACUACUUGAAAUACAAAGUGCUUUUGGGGGAACCGGUGCGGAUUAAAUGUGCUUUAUUCUAUGGAUACAUCAGAGCGAACUACACCCACUCCCAGAGUGUGGGACUAAGCCUUAUGUGGUAUAAAAGUACAGGACACGGAGACUUUGAGGAGCCUAUCUCUUUCGACGGCAUCAGAAUGAACAAGGAGGAGGACGCUAUCUGGUUUAGACCCACCGAGCUCCAAGACGUUGGACACUAUUCCUGUGUAUUGAGGAAUUCCACAUAUUGUAUGAAAGUGUCCAUGUCACUGACAGUGGCGGAGAACGACACAGACCUCUGCUACAACUCCAAAAUGAGGUACUUCGAGAAGGCAGAGUUAAGCAAAAGUAAAGAUAUCACCUGUCCGGACAUUGAGGAUUAUGUACAGCCGGGGAAGGAGCCAGAGAUAGUAUGGUACAAGGAAUGCAAGCCAAAGCAGUGGAGACAAAGCAUUGUAAGGAGAAGAGAUACUCUCUCUAUCCGGGAGGUGCGUGAAGAUGACAUUGGAAAUUACACGUGUGAAUUACAGUUUGGCAGCUUCGUGGUGAGAAGAACUACAGAACUAUCUGUUACAGCCCCUCUGACAGACAAGCCUCCAAAGAUCCUGUUCCCCUCAGAAAGCAAACUCAGCAUCCUGGAGCUGCAGUUAGGAAGUCAAGUCAACCUGACGUGCCGAGCGUUCUUCGGCUUCGCCGGGGAGGUCAGUCCGCUCAUCUACUGGAUGAAGGGAGAGAAGUUCAUCGAAGACCUGGACGUGGAGAGGUUCAGAGAGAGUGACAUCAAACUUAUCCGGGAGCACCUGGGAGAGCAGGAGGUGUCGAUCACCCUGACCAUUGACUCGGUGGAAGAGGCUGAUCUGGGGAACUACUCCUGCUUUGUGGAGAAUGGCAACGGCAGACGUCAGGCCAACAUCCAGCUCACAAAGAGAGCAGAGCUUAUGUACACCGUGGAGCUGGCGGGAGGCUUGGGGGCCAUCUUGUUGUUGUUGAUCUGCCUCGUGACCCUCUACAAGUGCUACAAGAUGGAGCUCAUGCUCUUCUACAGGAACCAUUUUGGCAGCGAGGACAUCGACGGAGAUAAUAAGGACUAUGAUGCCUAUCUGUCAUACACCAAAGUGGACCCGGACCAGUGGAGUCAGGAGACGCGUGAGGAGGAACGCUUCGCCCUGGAGAUCCUACCCGACGUCCUGGAGAGGCAUUAUGGGUAUAAACUGUUCAUUCCAGACAGGGACUUGAUCCCAACCGGAAGUUUCACCAAUGAUCAUUUCCAGGACGAUUCAAGACUCCUUAGAGCCUAUAUCGAGGACGUGGCGCGCUGUGUGGACCAAUCCAAGCGCCUCAUCAUCGUCAUGACACCCAAUUAUGUGGUGCGGCGGGGUUGGAGCAUCUUCGAGCUGGAGACCCGCCUCCGGAACAUGCUGGUCACCGGGGAGAUCAAGGUGAUUCUGAUUGAGUGUGCCGAGCUGCAUGGCAUCAUGAACUACCAGGAAGUGGAAGCGCUCAAACACACCAUCAAGAUGCUGACCGUCAUCAAGUGGCGUGGCCCCAAGAGCAACAAGCUGAGCUCCAACUUCUGGAAACAUUUGCAGUACGAGAUGCCCUUCAAGCACAUGGAGCCCAUCAUCAGCAAUGAGCAGGUGCUGGACGUCAGCGAGCAGGGCCCUUUCGGCGAGCUCCAGACCGUCUCCGCCAUCUCCAUGGCAGCCGCCACCUCCACCGCCAUGGCCACGGCGCACCCGGACUUGCGGAGCACCUUCCACAACUCCACUGUCAACUACCACACCCAGAUGAGGCAGCAGAAACAUUACUACCGCAGCUACGAGUACGACAUGGCCCCCGGCGGCAGCCUGCCUCCCCUCUCCACCCUGGGUAACCAGCACACCUACUGCAACAUCCCUAUGACUCUGAUCAAUGGACAGAGGCCCCACGGCCAGGCCAGGACACCCAGGGAACAGAGCAUCGAGGAGGCACACGCCAAUAACGCCAUGCUACCGCUGCUGCCACGCGAGACCAGUAUAUCCAGUGUCAUCUGGUGACAGCACCAGGCUGGCAUAGGGACAGAUGGGAUAUAUUGUAUGUAGAGGGAGAACUAGCUGGCAGAGUGUGUGGUGGUGGUGGCGGUGGAGGGGGUGUUGCUACGGAGACCGUUAGUGGACUAGAGACGGCUGCUGUGGAAUUUGCACCAGGAUUCACAGGGGGAAAUCACCAACACAGGGCAAGUCAUUCCGUCAGACUCAGACCACAUUUGUUUGACAAGGACUAAGGAGGAUUUGGCGUGAAAAGGAGAACCCGUUUGGUUUGAAAUGCCUGUACACACAGACACCAACGCUGAUGUUCAUUUACCCAGAAACUCAAGGAAUACAGGGUCUUGUACAUAUAUUUUAUAUUUCUUUAUAGCGUCAGUAUUUUUCUGUUGUUUUUCUUUGACCUUUCAUUCACCAGUUUUUAUCAUCACAUUUCUACGUCUGUUUUGAUUUAUGGUUUGAAUUUGUUUGUAUUUGGGUAUGAAAGUGAAACGAUGGUCUGUGAGGUCUGUUGGCUGAACUGUUGUUUGAUCUGGACUUGUAGUGGUACUGGUGGUUUGAACUCUUUGUUUUUGAACAGUUAACGGCAUUGUAGCGGGAAAGUUUUGAUGUUUCAUUCGAAAGAAAAUGUCAUUUUUUGUUGUCCUGGUUACAUAGAUGGAAUCUUCUUUUAUUUGGGACUCUUAUUAAACAAAACUAGAUUAUGCAACAGAUGAAGAGGCCUGGGAGUAUGCAAAAUAUGAAUAGAUGAACCGACACAUCAGGACACUAUAGAGACUGGUGCUAGACUUGGUGUGCAAGUGUUGCAGCUCUCACAAACAUAGUGACAUGCUCUUUUGAAAAGACAACCUUUCUGUUCAGCUUAACAGAGACAUAUAUCACCCUAAAAACAACUAUGUGUAUUAUUUUACGAGAAAGUAUAUUUUUGUAACAAAAAUAUUUGCUUGGAAGUACAUACUUAUUCACAUUUCAUCCCACUAAUGACAGAAAUAGAGUAACAUGCAUUCUGUUUUCUACAUUAUUUUGCUAUGCAGUUCCCAAAUUGCAUAGCAGACAAAGUGGAUGUUUGAGUCCUUCACUAAAUGUCUUAUCUUAGUGGAAAGAUGAAAAAAUAUAAAAUAAUUUGAGAUGUUUUCAUCAAGUCCUAAUAUCAUUGUUGGGUGGGGGGGGGGGUGUAUAUUUGUGUUUCGAAGACUUUUCCACAACAGAGGAGUGUGCAUAGUAACUAGAUGUUUCCAUCCUAUGAUAUAUGUCAAUGUAUUUAAAAAGAAGAAACACUGUUCACACUCGAGAACGUUCAUCAAAGCGGAUUCAUGAGAAGUACCUUCAUUACCCCACCGCACAUGAAUACCAGAUAACCUCGACGUAGUGCCUCCCUGAUUUCUAUGGAGAAGGACAGCAGCCAUUUUGAAAAGACGACACACUGAAUACAGUUGACUUCCAAGAUAUGUUCAGAGUGUUGUUGUCAAUAUGUUCCUAGAAGAAGAAAUGUUUAGCAUACCAUGUGACAGUCUGUCAAACGGACCAAAAUACAGGAGCAAAUCAUGGAGUUCCACCCAAGAGAAAUGUAUCUCCACACAUAGUGACAAAUAAAUGCACAUCCAUUUUGAUUCCUCUGAAAUUCAACUUAAACCCCUUCAAAUAUCCAAUGGUCCGUAGUGGUACGGGAAAAGGCAAGAUUAUCCUCAUUAUUCUUCAAGCAAGUGAGACCAAAGCUAAAAUUGUGCUUGUGAAGAAAAAAGAUCUGAAAUCCACACCACAUGAUCCACAUUAGGGCUUGUUUUAGGGCUUGUUUUAGGGCUUGUUUUAGGGCUUUACCAAGUUUUUUGGUUAGUUUCAGAUUGGCCAACAUAUGAUGUCAUGAAGUCCAAUUAAGCAACAAUAAGAGCUACUCAAAGACCCCAACGUUGUUUUUUACCAGGACUUGAUAAAGCCUGGUUGGGAGGAGCUUUAGUGGAGAGUUUAGGCCUGUGUUGGGUCGGUCCUGACACAACGCAUGUCCCUAUAAUGUUGCCGUGGUUACACUGAUGUAAACCGUCUCCAAGGGAACCUCAGAAAGAAAGAAAGUGAGAGACAAUCCACAAUCCUCAUACAAUCCACAAUCAUUUCAUACAUAGUUCUUGUGAGGCUAGCCCUAUGAAGUAAGAUACGACCAUAUACGGGAUCCGACACGGGUUCCACACACUGUAAUAUCUGAUAUCGUAACAUUGUCUUAUUGAUACUUCAUAGUGCUAGCAGUGAGGUAGUGUAUUCAGUCCCUUGUAGUGCCCCACAUUAUGCACAGUAUUAACCUAUACACAAUGAGUCUGUAAGAGAUGUCUAUGUCCCCGUCGGUCUGCAGAAAUGAUUGCUUUUUCAAUUUCCCUUUGGUUUAACUUUUCAAAGUGUUGGUCUUUUUCUUCAAUGUACUGUACUCUGUUGGCUGCUUGGUAUAUCACUGAGAACAACGUCAAUUUCCAACUGUCAUACCUGCCUGACCCAACAGAAAACACAGUAGAUACAUUCAAGACAGAGCUCCUUUAAGGUGUGGAUUUCAUGUAUUCUAUGCCAUUGUGUAUAUAAAUCAAAAUGAUAAUAAGAUGAAGACAAUCUAGCCACAUUCAUAGAAAAUAAGUUUGCAUUUUCAGAGUGAGUGGCAAACUUGUUUUAUGAACCUUUCUGGUAAUCAUAAUAUUGAUAUUAAUGAUGAUCAUAAUUAAUAAUAUAUAGCACAGAAUUAUUCCAGGCACUUUCACCAUUUUGAGACAAGAUUACGGUUCUGUUGUCUCUCCUGUUUCUGAUUCAUUUCGUUUUUUAUUAUGUACCUGCAAUGUUAAUUAAAGAGAUACUAUUAUUAUUAAUAAUAAUAAAAACCCAUUUAAUAA
This is a messenger RNA of Oncorhynchus kisutch (coho salmon), 5968 nucleotides long. RefSeq names its product interleukin-1 receptor accessory protein-like 1. The record is from RefSeq and is a predicted model, not a curated record. Lineage: Eukaryota; Metazoa; Chordata; Actinopteri; Salmoniformes; Salmonidae. Gene Ontology annotation, biological process: negative regulation of exocytosis; signal transduction. Gene Ontology annotation, molecular function: interleukin-1 receptor activity. The coding region runs from base 954 to 3116 and encodes 720 amino acids. The transcript is spliced from 12 exons.